Molecule: messenger RNA, 1482 nt
Organism: Culex pipiens pallens (northern house mosquito)
Lineage: Eukaryota; Metazoa; Arthropoda; Insecta; Diptera; Culicidae
Gene: Rpt6
Product: 26S proteasome regulatory subunit 8
Exons: 2
Coding region: 148-1356 (402 amino acids)
Biological process (GO): proteasome-mediated ubiquitin-dependent protein catabolic process
Cellular component (GO): proteasome regulatory particle, base subcomplex
Molecular function (GO): proteasome-activating activity; ATP binding; ATP hydrolysis activity
Source: RefSeq, a predicted model, not a curated record
GUUGACAGCCGAUGAGCUUGCAUUAUUUGAAACAACACUCUUUGCUUGUGUCGGGGGAGACGAAUUUUGUUCCGGCCAAUUCUCAGCGAAAUACGACCGAAAUCCGCCGAUUCGGACCGUAAAAGUUACGGAUAACUCGGCCCCGCCAUGACUGCCACCAAGAUGGACGUCGAUUCCCAGAAGGGCGAGGGGUUCCGGUCCUACUACAUCCAGAAGAUCGAAGAGCUGCAGCUGAUCGUGGCGGAGAAGAACCAGAACCUGCGCCGACUGCAGGCCCAGCGGAACGAGCUGAACGCCAAGGUCCGGAUGUUGCGCGAGGAGUUGCAGCUGCUGCAGGAACAGGGCAGCUACGUGGGCGAGGUCGUCAAGCCGAUGGACAAGAAGAAGGUGCUGGUGAAGGUCCACCCGGAGGGCAAGUUUGUCGUGGACAUCGAUAAGAACAUCGACAUCAACGACGUGACGCCAAACUGCCGGGUUGCGCUGCGGAACGAAAGCUACACGCUGCACAAGAUCCUGCCGAACAAGGUCGACCCGCUGGUGUCGCUGAUGAUGGUCGAGAAGGUGCCGGACUCGACGUACGAAAUGGUCGGAGGGUUGGACAAGCAAAUCAAGGAGAUCAAGGAAGUCAUCGAACUGCCCGUGAAGCAUCCGGAACUGUUCGACGCCCUCGGAAUCGCCCAACCCAAGGGAGUCCUGCUCUACGGACCUCCAGGAACUGGAAAGACUCUGCUUGCUCGUGCCGUGGCUCACCACACCGAGUGCACCUUCAUCCGCGUGUCCGGCUCCGAACUGGUCCAGAAGUUCAUCGGCGAAGGGUCUCGAAUGGUGCGCGAACUGUUCGUGAUGGCCCGCGAGCACGCCCCGUCCAUCAUCUUCAUGGACGAAAUCGAUUCCAUCGGUUCGUCCCGUAUCGAAAGCGGCAGCGGUGGCGACUCCGAAGUCCAGCGUACCAUGCUUGAGCUCCUCAACCAACUGGACGGUUUCGAAGCCACCAAGAACAUCAAGGUCAUCAUGGCCACCAACCGUAUCGACAUCCUGGAUCCCGCCCUGCUCCGUCCCGGCCGUAUCGAUCGCAAGAUCGAGUUCCCGCCACCAAACGAGGAAGCCCGUCUGGACAUCCUGAAGAUCCACUCGCGUAAGAUGAACCUGACGCGUGGAAUCAACCUGCGCAAGAUCGCCGAACUCAUGCCCGGGGCGUCCGGCGCCGAGGUGAAGGGCGUCUGUACCGAGGCGGGAAUGUACGCGUUGCGCGAGCGUCGUGUCCACGUCACCCAGGAGGACUUUGAGAUGGCCGUGGCCAAGGUGAUGCAGAAGGACUCGGAGAAGAACAUGUCCAUCAAAAAGUUGUGGAAGUAAGGUGUGGAAGGCGACGCGCGCGUGCGGUACAAUUUAUAUGGAAAACAAACAUCUUUCUUUUUCUUCUUUUUGCGUGAGCGUCGUAAACUUAAGUGUAUGCAUUAAUCAAAUAAAACAAAUAUAAUA